AACCUAGUGCUAACCAGAGACGCAGUAGGGUUGUCGAAUGCUAGAGGAAACCCGUCCGUUUGAAAAAAGGGGGUUUCAGAAGAGACAGAGCCGUGAAAUAAGGUCUCGUCGAUAGGUGUGGGUGUCUUGCAUCGAUCGGCAGAGUCUGGAGGAGCCGAAAGAGAAACAACUGUCAAAGUUCGCUCUCUCGCUCUCUCUCAUUUCGAGGUGGACUAGCUGCGAGGAAUUCUUCCUUCUCUUUCCUCGCGACCCAGGAGACAGGAAACAUGUCGACUGAGGGUGGUGCAGCAGCAGCGCCUGGGGCUGCUCCAGGGGAGGCCCCUCCCACGGGGGAAAAUGGGGAGAUUGUAGGGGGACCACGCGGACCACAGCAGAUAGCAGCAUCCAAAAGACUGCAACAGACGCAAGCACAAGUAGAUGAGGUUGUCGACAUCAUGCGGACUAACGUGGAAAAAGUCCUGGAAAGGGAUCAGAAACUAUCUGAACUGGAUGAUCGAGCAGAUGCCCUCCAGCAGGGAGCCUCACAGUUUGAACAACAGGCUGGCAAGCUAAAGAGAAAAAUGUGGUGGAAGAAUCUCAAGAUGAUGAUCAUUAUGGGAGUUAUCGGUCUCAUCGUCCUCAUCAUCAUUGUUGGUCCCUACCUUCCCAAGGGAAGUGAUAACAAGACGGACAAUGUAGCCAUCAAUAACGCUCAACAACCCAACAACCAAACUUCCUACACGAUGAAUAACGCCAAUAACGCCCCUCACUCUUUGCAGUCAAGUUGGGCAUAGUCGAGGUGUAGUGAGUCACCUCACCUCUCUCCUCUCACCUACUGUGAGUUUGGGCCACGAGCGGUUGAGUGAAGCUGAGCAGCCAGACUGAGCUGAGAAGAAUGAUGAAACUAUCUGUCUGUGGAUGUACAUUGUCUUUGACUGAGUGCCCCUUGUACAUAUAUAUAUUAGGAAGCGUCUGUGUAAACCUGGGUAUCAGUGUAGCAAAGUAAAUUAUUUAAAACUUGUUUUUUGAAUGGCUAGAGUGUUAUCAUCAGAAUCCAGAAUUCACUUUAGGCAAUUAUCUUUUCAUAUUACUGUCAAACAUCGUUACAUAGGAAUAUUUAGUAUGCCUUCUCUUAUGAAAUACAAUUCCUGUAUUCAUCUUUUGUAAGUAUGAAUCUCUCUCACUAGUCAUUUGGCACUGAUAUACAGAAUAUAAAUAUAAAUAUAUAUUAUAUAUAUACAUAUUUAAUUUUUUCCAUUCUUCUGAUGCCUAUAUUUGGUACUACUAUAUUCAUGUAAAGGGCCUUUCCAGGAGUUUUCGUGUUUUAUCAUUUUUAUCUUUUUGUAGUUAUUCUUUAUUGGGUUUUUAUUACCCAACUUUCUCGGAACAGCCCUUGUUUCGUCAUUCCGCACCAUUAUAUGUGUACGAGGUUUAAUGUUUUCAGCUCAUUUGGCAAAAGGAAGUUUUUUGUAGCUUCUAUAUCGUUAAUUGUCUCAGAGAGGAGGGACCUGUGGUGGAUAUUCUUGAAAUACACGAUACCUGAUUGGCCAAAACUGGGUGACGGUUGUUAUAGUACGUGCCUUCCGCAGUUGCUUGUAAAUUUUCCCUCCCCCCUCAGAGCCUCAGGUCCUUCCUUUCUGAUGACAAAAGUUAUUUUUAGGUGCAUAGAAACUAUAUUCUAUUCCCUCCCCAAGAUUAGAGGAUCCAAUCUCUGAUAAGUGCCCCCAACCCCCUUGAAAGAAUUAAAAGGCUUAAUAGAUGGUGUCUUUAGGCUCUGUAAUCCCAUGUUUAAAGCCAAGAAGCCUAAAAAUGGGUAUUCUUAUUAUAAAUUCUUUAGAGUCCAACAUAUCUACUGCUCUGUAGUGAUGUAUCAAAGUAGUAGUAAUAUUAUUCUGUUAAACGUGAAAUAUACUGUGUUUAUGUCAA
Molecule: messenger RNA, 1905 nt
Organism: Macrobrachium nipponense
Lineage: Eukaryota; Metazoa; Arthropoda; Malacostraca; Decapoda; Palaemonidae
Product: synaptobrevin-1-like
Biological process (GO): vesicle-mediated transport; vesicle fusion
Cellular component (GO): plasma membrane; SNARE complex
Molecular function (GO): SNAP receptor activity; syntaxin binding
Source: RefSeq, a predicted model, not a curated record